CCCUUCCAUCCGCCUAUCGCAAAAAUUUCAAUUCUUCGCUCUCUUUCUCUUUCAAUUGCCUCUUUGUUUAAUUGUUUUUGCACUGCUUUCUUUGUACUUGUUACUCUUAUAGCUAGUCAAUAGUUUGUUUUUAACAUGGUUUACAUAAAAAACCACCCACAAUCAACCUUGCCACCAGGGUUUAGGUUCCACCCAACUGAUGAAGAGCUCAUUCUUCAUUACCUUAAGAAGAAGGUGGCUUCUAUUCCUUUCCCUGUUUCCAUCAUCGCUGAUGUUGAUAUAUAUAAGUUUGAUCCUUGGGAUUUACCAGCUAAAGCCGCCUUUGGAGAGAAAGAGUGGUAUUUUUUCAGUCCUCGAGAUCGAAAAUACCCGAAUGGAGCUAGGCCGAACAGGGCGGCGGCAUCCGGGUAUUGGAAGGCGACAGGCACCGACAAGAUCAUUCUGACCUCGUCAGUGGCACCAGGAGGAGGAGGAGCUCAGGAAAACAUUGGUGUGAAGAAGGCUCUUGUGUUUUACAAGGGAAGGCCUCCAAAGGGUGUCAAGACUAAUUGGAUCAUGCAUGAAUAUCGCCUUGCGGAUAGCCCCAAUGGCUUGAAUAACAACAAACCAAUGAAAUCUAGAGACAGUUCCAUGAGGUUAGAUGAUUGGGUUCUUUGCCGGAUCUAUCGAAAGUCCCACGUCUCUUCGCCAACAUCAAAUUCAGCAGCAAGUGAUGAUCUUGAAGAAGAAUUUUUGCAAGAACCGAUCCUUAAAAGCCCCCCAAACCACAACACCUUGAGGUCUCAGAAGUCUUCUUCAUUCUCCAACUUACUAGACGCCAUGGAUUACUCAAUGCUGAGUAAUUUUCUCUCUGAGACUCAAACAGGAAUCGAAUCCAAUCCUCUGUUCACUUCUGGGAUUCUCGAGCAGCCGGUUUUCAACAACGGAAUCAACAGCGGCGGCAACACCAAUGGCUACAUCAUUCAAAAGCUGCCUCCACUGAACUCUUCACCCCCCAACCUGGAGAACAAGCUGAAGCGCGCUCAUUCAAACAUGGAUGAUAAUUUGUUGCACCCAUCAAAGAAGUUCAUCAAUUCUUGCAGUUUCACUAAUACAACUGAUCAAACUGAUCCUCAGAACAACUUCCUACUCCAGACAUUCUUCAAUCAGCAAUUAAUUUUGAGCCCACAUCUUCAGUUUCAAGGAUAAGUGAAAGAACCUAAAAAGUGAGACCCAAAAAAAAGGAAAAAAAUCAUCUAAAAGGAAAGAAUAUUAAAAUCACCCAAUGCUGAGCUAGCCAAGGCCUGGGUGAAGAAGUGUACACAUUUAUAUGUGACUUUUCUUCUUCUUCUUUUUUUUUUUUUUUUUUUUUCAAUUUUUGUGUUGGAAAAUGACAAAGUUGGAUUAGAAACAUUGAACUUCUUGUACCAGAAGAAGAUAUCAUUAUAAAGUCAAAAAGUUGGUUUUAAAAAAAAUGCACCAAGGGAGUUGAUAAACAA
This is a messenger RNA of Mangifera indica (mango), 1478 nucleotides long. Its product is annotated as NAC transcription factor 47. NCBI's taxonomy places the organism in Eukaryota, Viridiplantae, Streptophyta, Magnoliopsida, Sapindales, Anacardiaceae. The record is from RefSeq and is a predicted model, not a curated record. The coding region runs from base 136 to 1188 and encodes 350 amino acids. Gene Ontology annotation, molecular function: DNA binding. Gene Ontology annotation, biological process: regulation of DNA-templated transcription. The transcript has 3 exons.